AUGAGUAUCACUGAGCUAAAGGAAAGCCAGAGGAAUUGUGAAAUUACAAGACCUCAGCGAAACAGCUUCCAAACCACAUAUUUUAAAGAUGGUAAAAGGAAAAUUGAUUAUGUUCUAACUUACGAAUGUAAUGAUGAUGAGGAAGAAUCCAGCAGUGUAAACGAUGUGGAAGAUAGCGCUUAUGCAAGAUCGCGAGAGGAGAAGAAAGCGAAUAAGCGCCUGCAAUACGAAGCAAAUUUAAAGAAGCUCGGAUUUGAAUUAGAGCAUGUUGAAGGGAAGUACUGCAAAAGGACUCACUUUGUAUUGGUUCAUGCACCGUUUUUCCUGCUAAUGAAACAAGCUGAAAGUCUCGGUUUAAAAAUGCCAGUACUGCAAAGCGAUGUGAAAGAACGAACUGUCUUGGAAGGGAUAUUGGACAAAUUUAUGAAAAGAUUUCGUUUUUUUACAUUUGAUGAGAAGACAAAUGAACGAUUAAAAGAACCAAAUUAUUUUACAGUCCCUUUUGUGGCUGCUCAUUUGGAAUGUUAUGUUGGUCACGAAAAUCCAGAUACAUUCUUUGAUAAUUCGGAACGAAGUCGGUUAGUAUAUGAUUUGUUGAUUCGAACUAAGUAUGAUACAGAUGAAGCUGAAGAAUAUCGUGUUGGCAUACAACGUCUGAUCAAGAAUGGCACAUAUACGUCAGCUUUUCCGCUACAUGAGGACUGUGGUUGGAAUGAGUAUAAUGCUGACAGAAAUACCGAUCGUGAAUUUUUGUACUGGAACUGGGCUCGUAUUGCAAACAUUUACAAGUACCAGCCACUUUCCUUAAUAAAGAAAUAUUUUGGCUCAAAAAUUGGAUGGUAUUUUGCCUGGUUAGGUUACUACACGAAAAUUUUAGUACUUGCUUCUAUUAUCGGCGUUUUAUGUUUUGUUUAUGGAAUAUCAACAAUUUCAGAGGAUGUACCAAGUAAUGACAUUUGUGGUAGCGAUGGAAUUGGUGCUGAAGUGAUAUUAUGCCCAACAUGUGACAAGUAUUGUGAUUACACUCGACUUAAUUCCAGUUGUAUAUAUUCAAAGCUGUCAUAUGUGUUUGAUAAUACGUCAACCGUUAUAUUUGCUGCCAUGAUGAGUAUAUUUGCAACAUUGUUUCUGGAAGGAUGGAAGAGAUAUCACGCUGAAGUAGCCUGGAAAUGGGGCUUGCUUGAUUUUGAAGUUGACGAGGAAACAAUCAGACCUGAAUACCAGUUGCGCGUUAAAAAAGCGAAAACAAUGCGAAUUAAUCCGGUUACACAGCAGUUGGAGCCUUAUUUAACAUUUACUUAUCGAUUUCUGCAUUUAAUUGGAUCCGGCGCAACUGUUCUGUUCUUCCUUUUUCUCGUAAUAGCAUUUGUUAUUGGCAUUGUAAUUUAUCGAAUCGUAUUUUCUCAAGUUCUUUAUCGGGUGGAUAAAAUGAAACCAUAUGCAAAUCUUCUCACAUUCACUACUGCUGCCACAUUGAAUUUAGCUAUCAUUUUAGCAAUGAGCUAUUUCUAUUCAUAUCUGGCGCUGAAAUUAACAGAUUGGGAAUGUCCAAGGACGCAACUUGAAUUUGACAACAGUUACACAUUUAAAGUUUAUUUGUUCCAGUUUAUCAACUACUACUCGUCUAUCUUUUACAUUGCUUUCGUAAAGGGCAAUUUGUCGAGCGUACCUGGACGACAUUAUUUCGGUCUUCGGCCAGAAGAAUGCGAUCCAGCCGGUUGUAUGGUUGAGCUUGUAAUACAAUUGGCAAUAAUCAUGUGCGGUAAACAGUUCUGGAAUGGCUUUGUGGAAUUUGCAUGGCCAGUAUUUAUGACUUGGUUACGUUCGCUGCGACUACUGGAAACUAAAAAGCAACGAGACGAAAGGACAAAGCAUGAAUUGAUAGAUGGUUUGAGUGGUAAGGAUGGAAUAGCUAGAUGGGAACAAGAUUAUGUACUCAAUCCAACAUAUGAGCAGUUCUUAUUUGAUGAAUAUUUGGAAAUGGUGAUACAAUUUGGCUUUGUGACUCUUUUUGUGUCAGCAUUUCCACUAGCGCCACUUUUCGCUUUGGUGAAUAAUAUCUUUGAAAUUCGGGUUGAUGCAUACAAAUACGUAGUUGCCACUCGACGACCUGUGCCGGAGCGAGCACGUGAUAUUGGCAUUUGGUUGCCUAUUUUAAGCAUGAUUAGCAGAGCAGCGGUCCUUGUUAAUGCUUGUAUCAUAGCAUUUACAAGCGAUUUCAUACCCCGUUUUGUUUAUCGAUUUGUGUAUAUGCAUGAUGAAUUGUAUGGAUACGUGAACAACUCGCUCUCCUUUUAUGAUUCAUCUGGAAUUGUUGUGAAAUGGAGCGAAUUCAAGAAUGAUAACGUUACUAUUUGUAGGUUCCGUGACUACAGAAACCCACCUUGUACUAUUGCUUUGUAUGCAAAUUGUGAUGAUGACUAUGGUUUCACAAUGCAAUGGUGGAUUGUUUUUACUUUUCGCUUGGCAUUUAUUCUCAUUUUUGAGCAUUUAGUGGCAAUGGUCAAAGCUGUAGUUGCUUAUUUGAUACCCGAUAUUCCAGCGAAUAUUUUCAUCCAGCUUCAACGACAGCGUUUCCUUGCGCGACAGGCUCGGAUUUCAGAUAUCACUUCAUCAGUCAGCGCUCGGAAUGGCUUAGAGAACAAUCAAAAUAAUACAGAAAGAAGCCAGGUAGACGCUACUCAGAACGAGCUGAUCUUCCAACCAGGACAGUUUAAAAACGAGCAAACACCGGUUGAACUGGAAAAGAUUAUGAGAGAUGAUUUAUGUAGGCGGGCACAUUCUCUUCUCUCGCUUCGAAGUCAUGGAAGUGGUAGUUUUCAUACCUGUCGAAGUUCGGUAGAUUCAAACGGGUCUUAUACGUAG
Messenger RNA from Loa loa (African eye worm), 2865 nucleotides. RefSeq lists its product as hypothetical. Bases 1 to 2865 code for a protein of 954 amino acids. The transcript is spliced from 20 exons. NCBI's taxonomy places the organism in Eukaryota, Metazoa, Nematoda, Chromadorea, Rhabditida, Onchocercidae. Gene Ontology annotation, molecular function: protein dimerization activity; chloride channel activity. The record is from RefSeq and is a predicted model, not a curated record. Gene Ontology annotation, biological process: chloride transmembrane transport. Gene Ontology annotation, cellular component: plasma membrane.